CACCGGUCAGGUUCCUCUCUCGCCUUUCAGCCCUCCGAGUCAAGUAAGCCUUUCUUCCAUCUCUUUUUUCUUUCCCGGUUAUGUCUCCCUUAGGUAGCGAUAGGGUUUCGUCCUCUGAGGACAGCUCCUCUGAGGACUCCUCAUCUUUGACCGGGUCUUCUUUCCCCCGUACCGGUCAGGUUCCCAAUUCUUCUAUCCCCAAUCCACAACCCGUUAAUCAAAUGCCCGGUAAUGUUCUUGCGGGGAGGGAUGAGCCGGUUGACGAGGAACCGAGUCCAUACGACCCUGAAAGCGAAACCAGGGAUGCGUGGGAGGAGCGACUUCGCGAAGCCGGUUACUUUCCACUCCCCACCUUCUACGUUCUUGAAAUUCCUUCCCACGUGUCCAAAAUUGCUUUGAACAAAAUCCGUAGAAGGCUCCCGGAUGGGUAUACUCUUUUGUUUGAACACGACUGGCCCAACAUUGUUGAACCCCACCGGGAGGAUAGGAUAGGUUCCAUACAAUAUCCCUUGACGCGGGCAUCGUUUUUCCCCUUCGCCCCCUUCUCACCGAAGUAUGCCAUGCGUUUAGGAUUCUACCCGGCCAGAUCACUCCUACGCCCACCGGUCCUACCGGGCGGAACCGGCUGCGAAGGUUUUGUAUACUUCAAAGGCCGCACCGGUAGGAAGUUCAUUUCCGAAGUCCCACAGAGUAACCGGGGGUGGAAGGAAAAGUUUGUUUUCAUCGAGUUCCCCCCUUUCGUCACUCCCCUGGCCGGUCUUAAGUGGAACGACCAUCUGCUUAAUCAAGAGUACGCUGCACCGGCCUCCGCUCCUGACUUGGAAGCGAGUCUCGAGGUCCUCAUGCGCGGGGAUCCUUUCACCGGGAGGGUUUUUCACUACGGCAGCUGGGUUUGGAGGGUCGAGUCGGGUGGUGAGGGUACCUCCCAGGCCCAUGAAGCAGCGGGGCGCGGGGUACCCUCCCCGGGCAACACUGCAGAGGCCGAGGGCCAGAACCACCCAGAUAUGGAGUUCGAGGAGUAUGCCAUGCCCGAAGAUAAGCCAGAAGGAGAGACCGGUGGUUCUCAGACCGGUACUACCAAGACUUUCACGGUCCAACCCGAGACCGUGGAAGUUCAUGAUUUGGACGAUGAUGAGCCCCAUCCCGACCAGUCAAAGACGACGGGCAAGGAAAAGAUCAGUCGUCGUCAGAAGAAGGUGGCCACAACCCACCCCUCUUAUGCCAAGAAGAGGGCGAGGUCGGAUUCUGAGCCGGCCUCCCAGACCAUUGAAGAGGCCUUUGUCAACCUGGGCCUGAGGCUGAAAGAGAAAGGGGAGAUUGGGCCCCAUACAGUUGAGCAGCUGGGGAUGGGCUCUCCCUCAAAGGUGGCCCGGUUAGAGAAGGAGAAGGAAGAAAUGGCUCUCCUCUUGAAGAGCCAAGCAGAUGAGCUUGCCCGGCUUUCUGAUUUGGCUGGGACAUUGAAGGUGGAGAUCUCCCGGGUUAAGGAAGAGAACAGCCGGCUGAUGGACGAGGUCUCAGAGAUGAGGAAGGAGAUGGCGCUGAAGGAAGAGAACUUUCCCGGUCGUGCUGCUGCAUGGGUGGGAGAGAACAAGGCCGAAGCAGCCCGGGUGAUGACUGCCAGCCCGGAAGACACCAUGGAAUCCUUCAAACUCCUUUACCGGGAGCCUGAAGGGAAGAAGAUUAUCACCAAGAUUGGCUCUUUUGGAUUCAAAUGCGGCCAGAAGAAAGAUCGGACUGCCUCCCACCGGGUCUUGUUGAAGAGGGAUCUGGAGUUCACCGCUGCUUCCUAUGGCCUGGCGCCUAUUCCAGAAGAAGAACCUACUCCCCCUUUCCCUCUAGAUUAGAAUCUCCCCGGACGUGGCCGGUUGUUUUGUAAAACUUGAAUCUACCUUCAUUUCUCCGGGGACGCCCGGUGUAUCUGUAAACGCUUGACUUUCUCGUUUU
Molecule: messenger RNA, 1944 nt
Organism: Cuscuta campestris
Lineage: Eukaryota; Viridiplantae; Streptophyta; Magnoliopsida; Solanales; Convolvulaceae
Source: the annotation of a GenBank genome assembly